AUGGCACAGCAUAUGGGAUGGGGAGCCAUAGAAGAAGGGUGGAGAAAGGGCCCUUGGACUGCUGAAGAAGACAGAUUGCUCAUUGAAUAUGUCAAGUUGCAUGGUGAAGGAAGGUGGAACAACGUGUCUAGGCUUGCAGGAUUGAAAAGAAAUGGAAAGAGCUGCAGAUUAAGAUGGGUGAAUUACUUGAGGCCAGACCUUAAGAGGGGACAAAUAACCCCACAUGAAAAAAGUAUCAUUCUUGAGCUACAUGCUAGAUGGGGAAACAGGUGGUCAACAAUUGCUAGAAGCCUGCCCGGAAGAACUGAUAAUGAAAUCAAGAAUUACUGGAGGACUCAUUUCAAGAAAAAGGGAAAACCCUCCUCGGAGAACGCGGAAAAAUCCCAUCUCCGGCUUCUGAAGAGGCAACAAUUUCGGCUACAACAACAACAACAAUACCAGCUCCAGCUCCAGCAACAGCAACAACAAGAUGAAAUGGACAUGAAGAAGAUAAUCUCAUUGCUUGAUGAGAAUGAUAACAACAAUGGACUGCCAAAUUUCCCACAAAUGAGACAAGAAAUAAUUUACCCGAACACUAACGACGAGUCGGCCUUCUUUUAUUCGAUGAUUAAUGGCUAUGCAACCAUGCUAGAGACCUCAAAUGAGGAUACUAUGUGGGAUGGCUUGUGGAACUUGGACGAUUUACAGGGAAAUUUUCCGGCUGGGAAUGCAAUAAACAGAGCUAAUUAA
This is a messenger RNA of Fraxinus pennsylvanica, 729 nucleotides long. The record is from the annotation of a GenBank genome assembly. NCBI's taxonomy places the organism in Eukaryota, Viridiplantae, Streptophyta, Magnoliopsida, Lamiales, Oleaceae.